AUGACGAGUUUUUACUCCUUGCCUAUUGAGCUUAGGAAUGCCGUAUAUGACUACGCUCUCCAAGAUGAUCACGACUUCUUCGCCGACGGUGUACCAGCACUAUUCAAAGUAUGUCCAGAAAUCACCCAAGAAAUCUACUCGUACCGCAAAACCAUCACAACAAUCAGUAUCAAUGUGGACACCCCUGGAGACAUCGAGGAUGAGGAUCUCCACCGGGCCAUGAUUACAAAGUUCAAGCAAAAGCAAAACACCAAAGGACUCGUUGUCAAAUUCAUAAUCUUGCAGCGUCGCUCUUCGCAAAGGAUGCAUGAUCCUUAUGCCAGCAUUUUCGAGACCUUGAGUGAUGGGUUUACAGGAGUUAAUGUGCGUCUCCAUGCGACGAUGCUCAGGUUGGCGUUGAACGUUGAAACGGAAGUCCAUAAAGAGGCUGGUCAAUUAAGCUGA
This is a messenger RNA of Aureobasidium musti, 444 nucleotides long. NCBI's taxonomy places the organism in Eukaryota, Fungi, Ascomycota, Dothideomycetes, Dothideales, Saccotheciaceae. The record is from the annotation of a GenBank genome assembly.